Pygocentrus nattereri (red-bellied piranha) is the source of this 5463-nucleotide messenger RNA. It is a transcript of the gene ncam1b, whose product is annotated as neural cell adhesion molecule 1b. NCBI's taxonomy places the organism in Eukaryota, Metazoa, Chordata, Actinopteri, Characiformes, Serrasalmidae. Bases 339 to 2540 code for a protein of 733 amino acids. The transcript has 17 exons. Gene Ontology annotation, molecular function: protein binding. Gene Ontology annotation, cellular component: membrane; neuron projection. Gene Ontology annotation, biological process: cell adhesion. The record is from RefSeq and is a predicted model, not a curated record.
CCACGGCCUCUUGAAGCGCACUAUUUUAACCCCCCCCUCACCCUCCCCCUCGUCACGCGGAUUAAUCCGCAGCGUGUGCGCAGGCUGCAUCGUGCGCGCGCCCCGUUACUCGCGUACGGGCGAUGCUAUUUUAAACCCCGGCGCUGUGUCCACUCCGCUCAUCUGCCAGCGCCCCCAACGCCGGAAACAACAGAAGCAGCAACUUUGAGGCAACUUCGAAAAGAGGAGGAUUAAUAUUAACAGCCGCCACAGAUAAAAACAUACUUCACCUUUUUUUCCCUCCCCCCUCUCUCUCCCUCUCUCUCUCUCUCUUUCUAUAUAUAUAGAAAGUGAAUGAGAUGUUUCAGACCAAGGAGCUCAUCGUCUUGGUGCUCCUGUUCCUUGGCAGCGCAGUCUGCCUGCGAGUGGACAUCACGCCUGCGCAUGGCGAAAUCAGCGUUGGAGAAUCGAAGUUCUUUCUGUGUGAAGUUACAGGUGGUGUGAAGGGAAUCGACUGGUUCUCACCAAGUGGUGAGAAGAUUGAAACCAACAGGCAGGAUAUCACAGUGUUCCGGAAUGAUGAGACAUCCUCUACCCUCACCAUCUACAACGCUAACAUCGAUAGUGCCGGCACGUACAAGUGUGUCGCCACCAGCGGCGACCAGCAAGCUGAAGCCACAGUCAACGUGAAGAUAUACCAAAAGAUUACCUUCCAGAAUGCCCCAUCCCUACAAGAGUUUACAGAAGGGGAUAGUGCUGUUAUCAUAUGCGAUGUCAUUAGUUCCCCUCCGCCAACUGUCAUCUGGAAGCACAAAAGGGCAAAAAUCCAGUAUGAAAAGGACGUGCGCUUCAAGGUCUUGAACAACAACCACCUGCAGAUAAGAGGAAUCAAAAAGACAGAUGAAGGCGUGUACACCUGCGAGGGGCGUAUUAUGGCCAGGGGCGAGAUCGACUUCCGUGCAAUCAGAGUGGUAGUGAACGUUCUGCCCACCAUCAGAGUUCGGCAAGCUGAAGUGAAUGCCACAGCUGACUUGGGCCACUCAGCAAUGCUGGCCUGUGAUGCGGACGGCUUUCCUGAGCCCACAGUCACGUGGACACGUUCUCCCAGGAGCGAUGUUCUGCUGGAGAGCGGGGAUAAGUACAGCUUCAAUGAGGACGGCUCUGAGAUGACUAUAAUGAAUGUGAAGAAGUUGGAUGAGGGAGAUUAUACCUGCAUUGCCAGAAACAAAGCUGGGAAAACUGAAGAAGAAGUCAGCCUCAGAGUCUUUGUCAAACCCAGAAUCACGUAUUUGGAGAAUCACACUACCACAGAGAUGGAAGAGCAGAUCACGUUGACGUGCGAAGCCACGGGAGACCCCACGCCCACCAUCACGUGGAGCUACGGCACACGCAUGUUCAUGGACGGAGAGCAGGCCUCUUGGACGCGGCCCGAACAGCACAAGAGUGCAGAUGGCAUAGUGGUGGUGCGCAGCGAUGCUCGUGUGUCCUCCCUCACCCUGAAAUAUGCCCAGUACACAGACGCAGGACAGUACCUCUGCACGGCCCGCAACGCCGUCGGCGAGAGCUCUCAGCAUAUGUACCUGGAAGUGCGCUAUGCCCCCAAAAUCGAGGGCUCAGUGACGGUCUACACAUGGGAGGGAAACCCGGCCAACAUCAGCUGCGAGAUCUUGGCGCAUCCCAGUGAAGUGUCUAUUGUGUGGCUGCGAGAUGGACUCCAGCUGCCCAACGCCAACACCUCCAACAUCAAAAUCUAUAACACUCCCUCUGCCAGCUACCUGGAGGUUAACCCGGACUCCCAGAACGACUUUGGCAGCUACAACUGCACCGCCUCCAACGAGAUUGGGACCGAGUCCAAAGAGUUCAUCCUCAUUCAGGCCGAUGUGCCCUCAGCACCUGUCAUCACUCAGGUGGAGCCCUACUCCAGCACGGCUCAGCUGAUAUUCGAUGAGCCUGAGGCUUCGGGAGGAGUUCCUGUACUCAAGUACCGUACUGAGUGGAGAGCUGUGGGCCGGAACAACUGGGUCCAGCGAGUCUACGAGGUCCGAGAAGGAGGCUUGAAAGCAGUCACAAUCACCGGCCUUAAACCAGAAUCACAGUACGAAGCCAAGAUAUCUGCUAUCAAUGGCAAGGGAGAGGGAGAGAGCAGCUCUACAGUUGCCUUCAAGACGGAGCCUGUUCGGGAACCCACUCCUCCUAAACUGGAAGGCACCCUGCAGCCUAAAGGCAAUGCCCUCAGAGUCAACUGGAUCAAGCAGGAUGAUGGAGGCUCACCCAUCACUCACUACCUAGUGCGAUACAAAGCCAGAGAGGAAUCGGAGUGGAAGCCAGAGAUUCGGCUGCCCAGAGGGAGCGAGUACGUGCUCCUGAGUGGUCUGGAGUGGGACACAGAGUAUGACGUGUUUGUGGUGGCUGAAAACCAGCAGGGCAAGUCGCAGCCCGGCACCCUGACCUUUCGCACGUCCUCAGAGCCCGAUGCCACUCCAGUCACACUUGGCAGCUCCUCAGUGACGUGCACCUUGCUGUCAGUGGUGCUGUCUGUGCUCCUGGCGUUGUUGCUUUGAUAGCAUAAACUGAGAGCUAUGUUCUCAUGUUGAGGGCAUGCUGCCAUUUCCUUAUCCAUUUGCUGAUAAAACUGAGCCUGAUGGCGUGCAUUAACACAAUUAACAUUAGGAACAGCUAUAUUUCAAAUGACCCUAUGUACAGUACCAGUCAAAAGAUUUGACGCAUUUGAUUGAAUGUAUGAUUCUGAUUUUGGAUGUGGUCAUAUAGUCGUAGUUAGGUUUUUUUUGUUUGUUUGUUUAUUUGUUUUCUUGGAAGGCUGGCAUGCGAGUCCUGCCAGGACACGUUUCCCUUUUUUGCAUCUUUUUCUAACUGUACCAAAACUUUUGCAUAGAAUUAUAUGCUCCUUGAUUUACUGGGCUGGCCACAGAAGGCUGUGGCAUCACUGGGGAUCCAGUUCACUACACAAUAGGGCCAGUGUUUCGGUGGCUGUGCCACUCAGGGGCCGUUAAGACAUUUUGGUCUUUUGUUUGUUUUGUUACUUGAUAUUUGUGAUAUAUAACCCUAACCCCUAAAAAGUCUUAAUUUCACUGAAAUUACUUUUUGCAAAUUAAAGGCCUUAAAAAAGUAAUGUGACAUUAAAAAAACAAAUAUAUUACAUAUAUUCUCCUGCUGUAGUUUAGCCUCACCCAUUCAUGCUGAAGUCCUGCUUACUGAAUGAGGGCAGAGCUAAUUUAUAUAUAUAUAUAUAUCAGUGUUAAAGGCACAGUAACAAACCAGCCUAUUUUAAGUGUAAGGGAUGAAGAGAGGUUGGAAAACUAAGUGAAAACGUAACAUCUUCUACAUGGAACAAAUAUGUGGCCUUUUUUUCUGUAAAUUUUAGUGCACAUUGUAUUUGCUGAAUAUAAAAUAAAUGAAAAAAAAUAAAACAAAUGAACAGUUUUUUCAAAAUGUUCAAUUCAGCAAAUAAACAGUAAAUGUGCAUUAAAAUAUGCAGGGUGUCUUAACUUAUUUGGACUUAAAAAAACAACAUAUGUUUGAAUAUUACUGUAUAUUACCUAAAGAAUUUUGUCUUUUAUUAUUUUUUAAUGCCCCCAGGUCUGAGAAGCUUCCUAGUCGGUUCCUUGUGGAGCUGCUUUAGAGAAUACAGUGUGUGAAACUGCGUCAAGACAAAGGGGCCCACUCUGAAUAGUCUAAAACAUUGUUAAACACAACAGUUGUUCAAGAAUAGGAAAUAUUUGAUUGAAGAGAAUAAUAAAAUGAGGAAAACUUUAUCUCAAAGCGUCCAUACUUUUGACUGAUACUGUGUAUUAUGCAAUGCAACUUUUCUAUUCAGCGUAGUGAAAAAUAUAGUGCAUUGUACGAUAAAGACCGAGUGGCAGGCACUAAACUAAGUUUACAGGGGAUAUUGCGUAUGAUUCUGCUUAUCUGUAUAUAUUUUUAACCGUCUAAUUCUCUCAAUGAAAGCUGUAUAAAAUUGUACAUUGUAUGAUCUUUAAGGAAAGACUUUGUAACAUCAUCAAAAUAUUAUUUUAUUAUAUCUGCAACCUGGAGACUGUUGUUCUGUAAACUUGCUACAGUUGUUGCAAAAAGUGGCAUGUAUUAUGAUCACAACCAGAGCUAUUGUUUGCUUAUUUGGAUUUAUUAAAUUCUUUUUUUUUUUUACUUAAUGUUGUCUGUUAUGGUUUUCUGUAUUUUGUUUGUGUUUAUAACAGCUUUUUAAGUUAAUCUCAGGAGAACAAUGCGAUUAAUGUGGUACGGCACACUUAUUUCAACCUGUAAAUUCAUUUGUUAUGACAGUUGAAGUCAUCAUCAGAUUAGUUGUUGCUGAUUUUUUGCUGGUGAGUACAUUAUUUUGUGCUACUGGAAAAAGACAUUUAUGCUCAAUAACAACUAAGUGUAACUGGAUCCUAAUGAGGAUUUGCAUUUUUCUAAUUAGUAUCUGUCUAAUUAUUGCUGUCUGAUAUGUCUGGUGCUGCUUUUCCACUAGCAGGCAGAGUUAGGUGCCAUUAAGUUAGGCUGCCUUUUUCCGGAGGUUCUUGGAUGCGUCUGUGAAAUUUCCUGGCCCAUGUUGGUCCUUACUCAAUUCAGCAAUGCAGAACCUAAUCUGGGAUUCAUAAACUCAUUAAACAGACAUUUGCAUCACAACAUUAAAGAGAAUUCAAGUGUCUUAUGAAAUCCUAAUGAAUUAGUGAGAAGAGUUACACUCGUUUGCCAUGAUGAGCAGUUGGGUUUCUGAGACCAGAACCUAAACCUGGACUGAAUGAGAUUUUUAAUGGUGAAAUUGUUGACAUUGCUCGGUGUUGACAUUGACAGGAUGCCUGGGCAACAUCUAAAAAUAAUUAGCAAGAUAACGUCUUGUUAAAAAAAACAGUACUACUGAUAAAAUACCAUGUCCAGCUUAGGCCUCCUUACUGUUUUAUUUUUAGUUUUUAUGCUUUUUAACAAAUUACAUUAUACAUUAUGAGACUCAUAAUUACAAGACUCAUUGAAAAUCUGCAGUGAAGACCUCACGUUAAAAAAAGUAAAAGUUGAGACUGCAGAAAUGUACAUUUGUGGUCGUUUCUUCUCUUUAAAUGACUCACGGAAAGGUGACUUACAUGCCACCUGCUGGACAAUCUUAAGACUGCUAAACAUGCUUGAGUAAAAGAGUGAGUGCCAAAGCCUCAUCCAUGUAUAGCAGAGGCGUUUUUGAGUUGUUGAAAAUGCUGAGAGUUUUCCUCACACAGUAUCACCUGCUCCAGAGCAAUCCUACAUAUCUACACACAGAACAUUUAACUGACUUUUGACGAGCCGUCAGUCCAUGCUGGUAUGGUUGUUUAUUUAAUCUGCUUCUUAUUUAUCGUUAUGAACCUCCACGAAAGCAGAAUUAUUAAUGCCGCGAAACUUUUAGACCUAAGAAAAAAAAAACUUAAUUCAGUGUUUCUGUUGCUGAUGGCUCCAGACUGACAUCUCCCUUCAAAUAUGUGCUUGUAAAUGAUAAAA